CCUUGGGUUGAUAGUUUGACUGAUCAUUGAUACGCUAGUACAUGGUUAUUGUAGUUCGGAGCACUAAUGUAGCACACAGACGGGUGAGAACCAAUACACUGUUGCGGAGAGCACAAGUACUGCAGUUCAGCGUACAUAGUGCACUACACAGGGGGAACACAAAGUGUACUAACGUUGGGGAGUAAAAAGUUGUACAUUGUUGAAGGGAGCACAAUUGCACUACAUAGGCAAGUGCAAGUAAACUACAGUUUGGAGUACAACUUGCCCUCAGAUUUCCUUUUUCUUUUUGACAAAAUCUAUCAAUAUAGACCUAAUUCCGAAGAUCACGGCAAGAGGAGAAAAACCUCACCAAAACUCUUAACAUUGCAGCGUUUGAAAACGUCAGUUGCCGAACAAAAUAAAUCAGCCCACAGCAACGUCAACCUAGCUCAUUUAUGCGCGCUUAUUUAAGGCCACCCUGCUAACUUCUUCCCCUGCCCUCCCUCCCAAGUCCCAACGCUACAACUCCGAACAAACACCCCAAUAAAUCCAACCAACACAUAACCUCUCUCUCUCUCUCUCUCUCUCUCUCUCUCUCUCAAACGAAGAGAAGGAAGCAGCAAGGUACGCACAUGGCGGCAUCACCUCGGCCGCACACCUAUCUGUUGUUGCCAUCUCUGCUCCUCCUCCUGCUCCUCGUCGUCUCUUCCCGCGCUGCGAGAGUGGGAGCAACCGCAAGAAACCAGGCAGCCCAGGACGACCGCGGAGAGGUGGACGCCAGCGGCGAGGCGGCGGCGAGCUUCCUCAGCGCGGAGGCGGGGGAUGAAGGUUGCGGCGGUGGCGCCAAAGGGGGAGAUGGAGACGAUGAUGAGUGCUUGAUGAGGAGGACGCUGGUGGCGCACACCGACUACAUCUACACCCAGGGAGGAAACCACAACUAGCUAGCUAGCUACGUAGCUGGUACCCUAGCUGGGACUGAAAUCAUAGCAUCAUAUUUGUAUGAUCAAUAUGGAGAUUUUAUCAGUAAUUGGGCAGUUUUCUUUUUCUGUGAAUCGGGGUACUCGAUUGUAUAUAAGCUGCUAGAGAAAUCUUGUUGAGUUGUUUUGUGAUCUGCUGGUCAAGUCAGUGCGUUGGCUAGCUUGAGUAAGAACACAGGAAAGAAUCUUGUAGGUCACCCUUGAGCAAUAAUGAUAAUGCUACUGUUGUGUA
Molecule: messenger RNA, 1188 nt
Organism: Triticum aestivum (bread wheat)
Lineage: Eukaryota; Viridiplantae; Streptophyta; Magnoliopsida; Poales; Poaceae
Product: phytosulfokines 4
Exons: 2
Coding region: 612-920 (102 amino acids)
Biological process (GO): cell population proliferation
Cellular component (GO): extracellular region
Molecular function (GO): growth factor activity
Source: RefSeq, a predicted model, not a curated record